Molecule: messenger RNA, 816 nt
Organism: Aureobasidium namibiae CBS 147.97
Lineage: Eukaryota; Fungi; Ascomycota; Dothideomycetes; Dothideales; Saccotheciaceae
Exons: 1
Source: RefSeq, a predicted model, not a curated record
AUGAAGCGUGCCGCUGCGACGUCAUGCAGUAACCCAAACAACAUACUCUUCAGCUAUUCCCUCAGUGGAAAUACACCCACUCAAUUUUUGGUCGACACGGGUCUGGCUGGCUUGGCUUCUGCUCAAUGGUAUCCUCCUGCUGGCUACAGCACCAGUUUCACAGGACAACUAGCUGGUCUCUUCGCACCAAAUUACCUUGGCUACCAACAGCUUUCUUCCUACGAUACUGCUGCUUGCGCUGCAUACUGUAACGCCCGCUCUGAUUGCAAAGCAUUCAACAUCUACAUUCAACGUACGCCUACUUCUAUUCCCGAUGACUCCUGCCCCAACCCCAACGCUGCUGCUCAGAUCACUUGUGCGCUAUAUGGCAGUCCAGUAAGUGCCUCGCAGGCUACCAACAUUGGGCAAUACCGCAAGGACUUUAUGGUCGUCAUCCAGGGAUCCAACGGUUAUAACCUCAAUCCAGCUCCUGCAUCGAUCUCAACCUUCCAAGGUCCCAGUGCUCUGGAUGCUGUCGCCUACAGCUCCAACAUCUACAUCGGCCAAAAAUACUUCUCGACUUACGAUGUGACUCAGUGCAGUUCUUUGUGCAGCACAUAUACGGCUAACAGCAAGGCUUCUGCACAAAGUAACAAGGCUUCGACCUACACUCCUUGCAACUACUUCAACGUCUUCAACCUCACAUUGAACGGGCAAUCCCAGUUGAUGGGAUGCUAUCUCUUCACCACGUCUGAUGCGGCAAACUACGACAUCUACAAGACAGCAAAAGACUCUUCGAGUGGAACUGUUUACAACCUCACCAACUCCUACGGUUAU